This is a messenger RNA of Lactuca virosa, 647 nucleotides long. The record is from the annotation of a GenBank genome assembly. NCBI's taxonomy places the organism in Eukaryota, Viridiplantae, Streptophyta, Magnoliopsida, Asterales, Asteraceae.
CCCAUUUAAUCUCUCUAUCAAAUCUAUCGCUGUGCGUGUUUGUUUCCAGGGUUAGGGUUACGCUUCGUUUUUCGAACGACAAUGGAGGAGAUUACAGAGGCUGUUCAAAACAUAACCAUCACAGGCGACAAUCAUAAGAAGAAUCGCAUUCAGGUUUCCAACACCAAAAAGCCUCUCUUCUUCUACGUUAAUCUCGCUAAGAGGUAUAUGCAACAGCAUAAUGAUGUGGAGCUUUCCGCCCUAGGAAUGGCUAUUGCCACAGUUGUCACAAUUGCAGAAAUUCUCAAGAACAGUGGAUUUGCUGUUGAGAAAAAGAUUAUGACAUCCACUGUUGACAUGAAAGAUGAAUCUAGAGGAAGACCCAUCCAAAAAGCCAAGAUUGAGAUAUUACUGGGGAAGACUGAUAAAUUUGAUGAACUGAUGGCUGCUGCUGAGGAGGAAAGGGAGCUUGCAAAUGGUGGUGGUGAAGAGUGAAACUAGACUUGAUGAAGUCUUGAAAAAAAUGUUUUUUUUUUUUUUUUUUGAAAUGGUUGGUAGGGAUAUUAUAUUUAGAGUAUUAAAAGCUAGCAUGGUUAUCUUGUGCUAAUUUGAUUUUGUUAUUCCAUUUAUGCUUUGUCACAAGUAUUGCUUUUUCAUUGAGCGCUAUG